GGUCUGACGUGGCGCUCUCUCUCUCUCUCUCGGAGCGCAGAAGAAGAACCAUGAUCGGAAGCGCAGGUCGUGCAGCAAAUCCCGCAGCGGCCAUGCCGCCGAGCAGUCGCCGCGCUUCUCCGGCCGCGUCCUGGAGGGCGUCACUGGACGACGCCAGGAAGGCGAAUGCGGCUUCGAGCCGGACGCCUACUAGUGCCCCGCCUGCGGCCACGACCAGCGCAAGCGGCAACGCCACUCCUCGUACCACGGGCUCGUUCGCGACUGCCCCUUUCGGCACUGCUCCGUUCGGGAUCACGCCUCCGAGGGGCAGUCCUUCGGGAAGAUGCAGUCCCGGGCGCCAGCCCGCUCGCGCGCUGUCCAAGAGCGAGCAGGCUGCACGGGGCCUCGAGUGCAUGGCUACGAACGACCUCUCCCACCCAUCCGCCAAAGCGAGAACCAGGAGAAAGCUCGUGGUUGCCGCCUUCGUCACACCGCUUGCCGGCGCCGCCGCAACAGUCUUGCUCAUCGCCUUCAGGUUGCUGCUGAAGAGAGACAUGCAGGUGAACAGCGGGCCCGUCUGCGACUCGUACGACUGCCGGAAGCACGCGUUUCGCGUGGCCAACCACCUGGACCCCCGCGGCCGACCGUGCGACGACUUUGCCGGCUACGUCUGUCCGGCGUGGGCGACAGUGGGCGAUGCCUCGGUGAGCGUGCUCCAGGACGUCGCGUACGCCUACUCCAGUCGGCUGGUGCUCAGGUCACCCGAAGAACUGCGCGUCGAGGAAGCCCGGGGUGCCCUAGCAAUGAUCCACAGCUGCGUGAACCGAUCUCGGGAAGACUCUCGGGAAAGCCUGCGGGCGCUCCGCCAGUUCCUCGAGGUAGAGGCGGCCUCGACCAGCGACCCGCUCGGGAAGCUCAUCGACCUCGCCGUGAACUGGAACCUGCCGAUCCUCUUUAACGUGGCGCUGCUGCCGACGAAGGAGGGGAGCGGUCGAGAGCGCCUCGUCUACAUCUUCCCUUCGGAGCUACUGGAGAUGCUGCUCGCGCUGCAGAAGGCGCUGGUCACGCACGGUCUAUUCGACCAGGCCUGGGAGAACUUGCCCCGGAUCACGGGCGUCCGUUACAAGCGCCGCAAGGACGAAAUUCUCGACGUUCUCCUGAGCGUGCUCGCUGAUCUGCUGGACGCCACCGACGUCAGUCUCGAGGACCCCGUGUUCACUUCCGUCGAAGAUUUGCCGGCGUUGAAUGCUAGCGAAGGUUGGCUGUCCUCUUUUCAGCAGGCGUUCAACGUGACCCCCGCCAUUGCCGAGGUCGAUCAAGUCGUGGUGACGCACCGGAGCAUGCUAGACGCCCUUGUCCGAGCCUUCGACUCCUGGAAAGACGUCCUCACCGACGCGCUCCAGUGGCUCGUCAGCGAGUAUGCUUGCUUCCUCGCUUGCACGGAACUAGUCCUAGCGCUACCGAACUUGAGAGGAGCUCCCGCGGCGGCGCACACUACGAUCUGCGCCACCGAAGUCGAGGCCACCCACGGCCUUUUGCUGGACGCGGACUCGGCGAAGCGUCUUGGAGCGAAAGACAGAGAGAACGUCCGGCGGCGCUUCGACGACGCCAAACGCCUGGUGGUCGCCAAGAUCAACUCGACCACCCUCCUGACUUCCGAAGCGAAGCUAAGCGCCUUGGAGCACGUGGGCUCCGUCGGGUUCCGUUUCGCUGGCGCGGAAUACGGUCUUCUUGGCUUCGCUGAACAGGAGCAGCGGGCGCUUACGAAGUACUACGAAGGCAGUCCCCGAUUCGGCGACGUGUUCUUCCGGAACUGGAUGUCCGCGCGCGAGUUUAUUCGCACCAGGGACCCUGCCGUGAGGUACCAGCUUCCUGCAUUCAUGCGGAGGACCUUGGGCAGCACCCUGGUCUACUACGAUCCGCCGACUCACGCGGUGGUGGUCUCGGCGGCGUCGCUCGCGGCCCCGCUUUAUUACAGGGGCGGAACCGAGGCCAUGGCUCUUGGUGGCCUCGGCUUCCUCAUCGCCGGCCAGCUCGUCCGGUCUCUGGCGCACGGAGUCGACGUGCGCAGCGCCAACACCUCGGCGCCGCCGCUGUUUUAUCAAGAGCUCAGACGCAGGAGGCAUUGCGACAGUGACGGAGGGGCGAAGUUGCCAAGCUGGUUUCCCGGUGCGGUGGCGCUCGACAGCCUCGUCGAGGCCUUGCAGCUUGGCGUUGGCGGCGUUCCCAUCAAGGGCCUGGAGCAGUUGACGCAGCGCCAGGUCUUCUUUCUCACGGCGUGCCACUUGACCUGUCGCCACGACGGUGCAGCUAUGUAUUCUCGCCAGUGCAAUGACGCUGUUAAGAGUUCGGUAUCGUUCGCCGGCUCGUUCCACUGCGCGAACGGCUCAAAGAUGAACUCCGGAGGGAAAUGCAUCCUCUUCUGACGCCCGAAUUUUUGUGACGUCACGGGUUCCUUGCGUUUGGUGGAUGCUGCGGCGAUUUGGACGCUUGUGUGCGCGACCAAGCGCGUGACUUUGUGUUUUUGGUUAGUUUCAUGAUGAGUUUAUUAACCGGGACCAUGAUAUAGUUAGUGAUUUAUGUAUUGGUGCCGUGCUUGUUUUGUCACGCUAGGCUAUAGGGGACUAAAAGCAAGACAUAGUAGAGCAGUUUUUCAUUGUGCUCCUUUGAAGUAAAUGUUGUGCACUAUUAUUCAGCUAUUUUUCAGAAAUAUUAGGCUACAUGUGAAGAUCGUAUGGCGUGACAUACUUCUAGACGUGAAGCUUCAGAACGUGACUCUCCCAAGAAAGGCAACCUGCAAAUGAGAAAGUGCGUUCGUGAAAGUACAUAUAGGACACCACUUCCGGCAAGCAACGAAUGCGACGUUGUGCGCAUCCUCCUGUGUUGUUAGUUUGUCUUGCGGGUGUCAACGGUGCUUAAAGAACACAACAACGAAGAUGGCAGUGCCUGUUCUGAGAGCCUGCUGCUGUCACAGUAAACUAGUUCAGCGCCCGAAGAAUCUUUCACGAGCAAUGUUAAAGCUAUAUAUCCGCCGGCUCUGAAACCGGUGUCACUUUUUAAUAUUCGGCGUGAAGGAAAGGGGCGCGCAAGCUCACACAUGGAGUGGUAUAGCCUGUGUAGGACGUACUGGCCCUCGUGCAGGUCUAUCUAGUAGACUGAAAGCGUGCCCGGGUCUACUCUGACUCGUAGUGUUGCCAGACGAACGGCUUAGCAAACGAGAUGCAGGACAGCACUCCCAUGCACCAUGACUUGUCCUUUCGUUGUUGACACUCAGCGUGCUUCCAUCACGUGAUCAGCGGGAUCACUUGCAUGAUUGAGUGCACAUCAAAGGGUGCGCGUCAUUUGUCGCACUCCCAACAGCGCUCGAGAUCGGGAAGACAAAUAUCGGGAAACUGGCGCCUUCAACUAAUUUGGUAGCAAAAAGUACACUUAUGUUGG
Messenger RNA from Dermacentor albipictus, 3417 nucleotides. Its product is annotated as endothelin-converting enzyme 1-like. Lineage: Eukaryota; Metazoa; Arthropoda; Arachnida; Ixodida; Ixodidae. The record is from RefSeq and is a predicted model, not a curated record. Gene Ontology annotation, cellular component: plasma membrane. Gene Ontology annotation, molecular function: metalloendopeptidase activity. Gene Ontology annotation, biological process: protein processing.